AAUCUAUUUAAGUCACGGAGGAGAGGAGAGAGGAGAACCCAAUGCCCAGGCAAGCACAUCACAAAGCAGAGGUUAGGAGAAGAACCACACAAGAGAGACCAGGAGCGGAGAAGGGGAAUGGCGAAAUUGCUCCAAUAAAUGGCGAAAUCUGUUUCUUGAACUGCGAUCUGAACUCUUGAUAUGGUUCAUCCUAGGUUUCUUGUUGCUUGCUCAGGCUCCAGAUUGUGCUUCAUCUCGAAUUGUUGCAGUAACUACAGGAAUAUGAUUGGUGGUGGGGUGAUGGCAUCUUUACUGCUGACAGGUUUUAAUCACAAACCGCAGUGCAGUUGAAACCUUUGCAUUUUAGCAGAGUCGAGUAGAUUAUUAUUAGAACAAUUGCUACAGUUUUGGAGAUUAAAAGUAAGGGAGUUUCUGAUCCAAGUAAACACAUUUUGGGAGCACGGGCAAGUUUGUUUAUCCUUUUGUUGAAGGGAGUCAAGGGACAUUGCGAUGGGCUUGCCUCAAGUUCCUGCGGUCAAGGAGGAGGUGCCUCCUACACUGAAUUCAUGUGUACUUAGUCCUCCUUGCUUUGGUGGUAGUGGCACCGGUAAUUUGGGUAAGCUUUCCACAGGAAGUUCAGAUAGCCGGGCAAUCCCAUACCCAUCCAUUAGUGAUCUCAAGAGAAAAGCUGCGUUAGAUACUUUCAAUAGAUUUGAUGAACAUUUCGGAGCCAUCCACGCUCCAGAUGGGCCUGCAGGCUUCCAAGGGCUGAAACCUGAUUCGAGGGAUCCAAGUUCUAGAUCAUGCCCUAAACUGGGAUCUUCUGUUAAGAUGCCUGCUGUGAGGGUUAUUGGGUUUGAAUCAAGUUUUGCUGGUUCCACCGGAGAUUCCGAUACAAUGGUAGCAGACAAAAUGCACUCAUCUUUAGUCAUUGAUAUUUCUCAUUCACCGGUUGAACAACAUGGGCUUCAGGCAAGGAAAAGGGUGUUAUCACCUUUAACUAAUGUGCUCCCUGGAAAGCUCCAUGGUGAUGUGCUAAGUAUUGGUUCUGAUGAUGCCAAAAUUCAGCAUUCUGAUUGUGUUAAGCAACUUUAUACUUCUGGAUUUCAAGAUUGUAAAAAAGCCCACACUGCAACCCUUGAUUCGGUUGGUUCACCUACUUGGCCAGCCUUGAGCUACUCCAGUUGGAGCAAAGGGCAGGCUGUCGAUAAGUUUAGCAGUAAUAUAUUCACAGAUGGUCCUUUGCUUGAGAGGAGGAAGUCAUAUUCUUGUUCAGAUCACCUAGAGGCUGAAAGGGCUAUGAAUCUUGGCAAGGUUGCUGUACCACUAGCAAAAUUAGCACAUUCUCCUCCACUCACCUUGUCUCCUCUUGGCCCAAAAUGGAUGCAGAGAGCGAAUAAUUCAGGAGCUCACAGGGAUUUAAUGAGAGAAACUGAAAAUGAUUUUCUGGGCAUGAAAGAAACAGAAAGAUCGGUAGGUGAAGAUUAUUCAAAACAAGGUGAUAGAAUUAGGGUAAGGGAUGCAACAGGAAAAACUACUAUCUUACAUAUUGACUUUGAUAAGAUGGCCCCUAAGAGUUCUUCAGACAGAAGAUUUCAAAACUGGGUCCCAGAAUCACCCCCUGUAUCUCCACACGUUGGAUGUGCUCGGGGUGUAAGCCUCUUUCCUGUCAGAAGGUCACUAGUUGGCUCCUUUGAGGAGUCCCUUUUAUCUGGCCGCUAUUCAUGUGGAAAAGAUAAUCAGAAUAUUAAUGGUUUCCUGGCUGUCCUGAAUGUGACGGGUGGUACUUUCUCUCCCCCAACUCAGAAGCUUCCAUUUGCAGUAACGAGCAUCGAUGAGGAUAGCUCCUUACUGUACUAUUCGUCGAUUGAUCUUGCGGGGCGGUUGCCUACUAACAAUAGCAAAAGCCCAAAACACAAAAGAAGCUCCAACAAUAAUGAUUCAAGAUCAGCGAAAAGUCGCUUACACAUCCCAGUUAAAGGGCGCAUACAGCUGGUAGUCAGUAACCCAGAGAAAACACCGCUGCACACCUUCUUCUGCAACUAUGAUUUGAGUUGCAUGCCUGCUGGAACCAAGACUUUCGUGCGGCAAAAGGUCACUCUAUCAUCUGUUCCAAUCUCUAAUCCAAUGAAAGAAGGAAGCUACACCAGUCACACAAAGGUCGAGUCAGUUCAAUAUGGAAGUGAACUUAGAGAAUGCGGCGAUCUGUUUUCUGAAUGCUGUGAACAGGGGCAGGACUGCUACUCAACCGAUGAACCAGGAAAGGGAGGUUACACAAACACCACAUGUUGCUCAAUGGAUUGUGACAUUAGAGAAUCAAAUGAUUCAAAUCCUAUUCGGAAUUCAGAAAAUUGCUCUAAUGCUAAUGGAUGCAACUGUCAAAUAGACACAUUGCACUUGGGUGAAAAGAAGUCUUGCUGCAGAUCCUCCAAGGUCAAUGAUAGUUCAGCUGGAGGCGUUCUUCGUUAUGCUUUGCACCUGCGCUUUCUGAGCCCCUUCUCCAAGAAAUCAUCAAGAUCAAUGCAGCGGAGCAAAGCUGGCCUGUCAUCAGAACCACUGAAUCGGAAUACUGUUACCGAAGAAGAGAGGCGAUUCUAUCUCUACAAUGAUGUUAGAGUUGUCUUCCCACAAAGGCACUCAGAUUCAGAUGAAGGAGAGCUGCGGGUCGAGCAUGACUUCCCUGCUGAUCCCAAGUACUUCGACAUAGGCAACUGAUGCUUGCACAUUAACAUGAAAUCUGUACAUCCCCACUAACUUGUUAAUUUGCUAGUCUCCUGUUUAUUACCAUUUCCCCAUAUGCACAGGAUUAAUUUCAAUGAAAUAUCUCAUUUCGGUCAAUUUUGUGUUUUGUCUAGAAAGUAAUGGUUUUUUCUUUAGAGCAUGGUGAACAAUGUUCUUCAUGCA
This is a messenger RNA of Brachypodium distachyon (stiff brome), 2883 nucleotides long. RefSeq lists its product as uncharacterized. The coding region runs from base 490 to 2694 and encodes 734 amino acids. NCBI's taxonomy places the organism in Eukaryota, Viridiplantae, Streptophyta, Magnoliopsida, Poales, Poaceae. The transcript has 7 exons. The record is from RefSeq and is a predicted model, not a curated record.